Centropristis striata (black sea bass) is the source of this 3294-nucleotide messenger RNA. It is a transcript of the gene mtf1, whose product is annotated as metal-regulatory transcription factor 1. Bases 100 to 2574 code for a protein of 824 amino acids. Gene Ontology annotation, biological process: regulation of transcription by RNA polymerase II. NCBI's taxonomy places the organism in Eukaryota, Metazoa, Chordata, Actinopteri, Perciformes, Serranidae. The record is from RefSeq and is a predicted model, not a curated record. Gene Ontology annotation, molecular function: RNA polymerase II cis-regulatory region sequence-specific DNA binding; DNA-binding transcription factor activity. The transcript has 11 exons.
UCCACAGCACAGGGACAAGGCUCACAUCUAACAGGCUGUAACGUUUCCAGUGUGAGUGUGCAGUCCUCCUGGCAGAGGAAGGAGAGGCCCCCAGGGACCAUGAGUGAGAAUGGCCCUCACACAGAGGCGUCCAUGUUCUUCGAGGUGGAGGUGGACCCCCUGGCGCGGGACGACGACGACGAAGAAGAAGAAGACAAGAUCCACUUCGACAAAGACGACGAGGACCUGAUCGCCGAGCCGUCGUCGUCCUCCGGCCGGGUGUACGACCGCACCACGGUGCUCAUCGAGCGGGACCCCAUCCGGCUGGACGAGGAGGGCGAGGAGGAGGGCCACUGUGGAGGGGACGAAGACGGCGUCACCUUCCUCACGGUGGAGGGCGAUGGAGACGAGGAGGACGGCUCUCUGGCCUUCAUGAGCGACCCUGACGGCAUGUCUCAGGGCUACGUGCACCACACCAUUUCUCCAGACCAGAUCCAGUUCACCAUCAACCCUGGAUCCACCCCGAUGCCACGCAACAUCGAAGGGGCCACGCUCACCCUGCACUCUGAGUGCCCCGAGACCAAGCAGAGAGAGGUGAAGCGCUACCAGUGCAUGUUUGAAGGCUGCACCAGGACAUACAGCACGGCGGGAAACUUGCGAACACACCAGAAGACGCACCGGGGCGAGUACACGUUCGUGUGCAACCAGUCGGGCUGUGGGAAGGCCUUCCUCACCUCCUACAGCCUCAAGAUCCAUGUACGUGUUCACACCAAGGAGAAACCCUUCGAGUGUGAUGUGCAAGGCUGCGAGAAGGCCUUUAAUACGUUAUACAGACUAAAAGCACACCAGAGACUUCACACAGGCAAGACGUUCAACUGUGAAUCAGAGGGAUGCACAAAGUACUUUACCACGCUCAGCGACUUGAGGAAGCACAUUCGCACUCACACGGGGGAGAAACCGUUCCGGUGUGACCACGAUGGCUGUGGCAAAGCCUUUGCUGCAAGUCAUCACCUAAAAACACACGUACGGACACACACAGGGGAGAAACCAUUCAACUGCCCCAGCGACGGCUGUGAGAAGACUUUUAGCAGCCAGUACAGUCUGAAGAGUCACAUCCGGGGCCACGACAAGGGCCAGCCCUUCACCGUCACCCUCACCCACCCCAUCUCUGAAGAUGCAAAUCACUCCCUGUGCCUCAGUGACUUGAGCCUCAUCUCAACAGACUCGGAGCUACGAGAGAACCUCCAUAACGCUCAGAAUCUGGACCUCAGCAGUGUGACUCCUGUGAAAAUCUUUGAGCUCAUGUUCCAGAGUCCUGAAAACAGUGUGAGCCAGGACGAAGCCCGUCCCAACGAGAGUCUUGGUGAAGCGUUGAGCCUGGAGACGGUGGCUGACGGCUCCUCUCUCAUCUCCUUCUCCCUCCAUCACACCUGCUCAGCUGCCUGUUCCCACACAGCUGCCGUCAUGGAGGCUCCUCCUCCUCCUGCCCAGAGCUCCUCCUCUCAGGCCUCCUCCUCCACCGCCCCCGCCUCCAUCACAGCUACUGUCACCUCCACACAGCCUCCUCCCCCGUUCCUGCAGGUCCCGGGGCCCCAGCAGAUCUCAGACGUGCCUGCCCAAGCUGCUGUCGCUGUCCAAGCAGCCAACCACGUGGCCCCGCAGCACUUCGUGGCUCUGCCGCCAUCAUUCCUGCAGCCGGACGCCGCCGCCGCCGCCCAGACCGCUCCUCUACCGCCAGCCGUCUCCGCUGCUCCUCCAGGAGCUGCAGCACUGACCGCCACAGCUCCAGGCCCCGCCCCCGUCUCUGUUGUUGCAGCCGCUGCAGCAGAAGUUCAACCCGUGCCUUUGGCCACUAACCCCGCCCCCAACCCCGGCCCCGGCCUGGCUCCGCCCCCCGCCACCAUCACCAUAGCGCCCACGUCCAACCUGCUGCAGCCCGGCCUGGUCAUGUCCGACCAGAACCUGCAGUGGAUCCUCAGCAGCGCUGCAAACAGCCAGCAGAACCCAGAACAAACGCCACAAGGAGCUCCAAAAGUGGAAAAGGUUUUCUUCACCACAGCCAUACCAGUGGGAGGAAACCCUGGCAACUCGGUGCAACAGAUCGGCCUCAGCCUGCCCGUCAUCAUCAUCAAACAGGAGGAGUCCUGCCAGUGCCACUGCUCCUGCAGGGACGCUCCUAAAGACACCAACAGCUCAAAGAGCACCUCCUCCUCCAGCGUCUCCACCCCGGCACAACCACCAGACCCUCCUCCUCCUCCUCCUCCUCUUCCUCCUCCUCCCCCGCCUCCAUCACAACCCCUCGAUCCUCCACUUCACCCCGCCUCCUCGUCUUCUCAGUGCUGCCUCCCCGAGUCUUCCUCUAAGGUGGGUGAGGUGAGGCUGGAGGCCCCCCCCUCCUCUUCCUCCUCCUCCUCCUCUUCCUCCUCUUCAGCUCAGACUUUCUCCUCCCCCGCCAACCCCCCCUCGUCUGACGGGUUAGCCAACAUGGACGUCUCUGACUUCCUGUCGCUGCAGAGCCCCGAGACGGCCGCCAACAUCGAGGCUCUGCUGCUGGUUGCCGACGACUUCAACAUGGCAACGGACGGCAACCCUUAGAGAGUUGCCGUCUUUUGAGUCUGUUGCUCCCACUCACCCACCCACCCACCCACACCUCCAGUCAUUCUGCACAGCGACGCCUCUUCCGUCUCCUUAUAUAGCAUGAUGUGUAUCAACCCCUGGACCUGCAGCGCAUUCUGUUCUCUACGCCAUCCUGCAACAUUUAUACAUUUAUAUAUAUAUAUAUGUAUAUAUAUAAAAUAUAUAUAUACAUAUAUACGGGUCAGUGACAAAUAAGGCAAGGUGUCAAAUGGUGUAACCACAAAAAAUGAUAAAUAUUAAAUACUUAAUCCACCUACAUUGUAUUUAAUAUUUUUAUAAAUUAGUGGGCUUAUACAUAUAAUUACUUAAUUUUAAAAAAACAUCUUUUUUUUUUUUUUUUUUUAACAUUUCUACAUUUACACAUUUUCUUCAAUAUUGAGCAGAACAUAUUCUAAAUACAUCCAUACAUUUUUGUCCGCUUAUCCGGGGCCGGGUCGCGGGGGCAGCAGGUUAAGCAACCAAUUUUUUUUUUUUUUUUAAGUGUUGACAAAUUACGUAAAAUUUGUUAUAUACUAUAAUGUUGCAAUGUAAACGUGGAUUGUAUUUUUUUUUUUCUCAUUUUAGUUCACAUUUAUUUUCCUGUAAAUAAUCUGAUUUUUAUGGGAAGAAAAUUACUGGUUACACCAACUGACACUGGGUUAGAUCACGUCAUUGACCCAUAUAUAUGUACAUAUAUAC